AUGGCAUUUACUACUCACACAACACCUUCUGGUUUCUUGCUGCCGUCCAUCCAUUCUGCCCCUCCAUUCUUCAGCCAGCAACCCAACAAAACCACGCUUGCAUCAUUCACUGAUCAUUGGAUAAAGCUUAUACUCGCAUAUGCACGACACAGAAGGCUAUUUUACCUGCAUGUAGAAGAUGCAGAGACAUCUGGCAACGACUGGGAUGAAGUACUGAAGAACGAACGAAUAAACCGUCAUGUACUUCCAGUCUAUUUAGAACAUAUCAUGGGAGUAAUGGUGGAAAAGAACCUGGCGGCAUUCGAACCAGCAAGGCAGACGAGAUCGGUCAUGCUGUAUUGGCGUUUGCCGGAGGAGUGGGCAGAGACGCUGCAUGAAUGGGCGACAUCGACUGGACACCUGAAUACCAUCAUGACCUUUUACGACGUUACGGAUCCUCCCAUCGAAUCACCGCUCUCUAGUAUUCCGGUCGCCUUGCUUCGCAAAGCAAUUGGGAUCCUGACAAAGACGAACAGGGCGCAGCUGAUUGCAGCGGCAGACGGCGAGGGCGUUAGGUUUUUUUCCAAGUAG
This is a messenger RNA of Guyanagaster necrorhizus, 570 nucleotides long. Its product is annotated as ESCRT-II complex vps25 subunit. NCBI's taxonomy places the organism in Eukaryota, Fungi, Basidiomycota, Agaricomycetes, Agaricales, Physalacriaceae. The coding region runs from base 1 to 570 and encodes 189 amino acids. The transcript is spliced from 5 exons. Gene Ontology annotation, cellular component: ESCRT II complex. Gene Ontology annotation, biological process: protein transport to vacuole involved in ubiquitin-dependent protein catabolic process via the multivesicular body sorting pathway. The record is from RefSeq and is a predicted model, not a curated record. Gene Ontology annotation, molecular function: protein homodimerization activity; structural molecule activity.